Exserohilum turcica Et28A is the source of this 1672-nucleotide messenger RNA. RefSeq lists its product as uncharacterized. The record is from RefSeq and is a predicted model, not a curated record. The transcript has a single exon. Gene Ontology annotation, molecular function: NAD+ kinase activity. NCBI's taxonomy places the organism in Eukaryota, Fungi, Ascomycota, Dothideomycetes, Pleosporales, Pleosporaceae. Gene Ontology annotation, biological process: NAD+ metabolic process; NADP+ biosynthetic process. The coding region runs from base 234 to 1553 and encodes 439 amino acids.
CUGCCCGUGAGCGUCGCCAUCCGUCGCUGGCACUCUGCCGUCUCUGCAGCUCGAAUCGUGCAGCCGCAGCAGUGCCCAUUGCCUCGCCCGCUACUCGCUGCCUGCUGCCAUCCACGGCUCGCCCCGCCGCCGUCUGGUCAUAUGGCGCCCACUCGCCCCGAGUCAAGCUUUGCGCCCUCCCUCGCACACUCGCUCGCUCCAAGCCCCUGCUGCCCACGCUGAGCGCCCUCAACAUGCGCGUGCUGCAGCACCGUCCUCUGCCAUGGCCGCGGCUCCUUGCUGUGCCGGCGCAGAAACGCGCCUUCUCUUCGACGCCACGGCGCCGUGACAUCAGGUCAAUAUCCGAGCUGCCUCUGCGCACAACGCCGUCGUACAUCCAGUCGCCCGCCAACACGCUCCUCCGUCUGCAGUGGCCCUCGCCGCUGCGGAACAUCCUCGUCACCAAAAAGAAGCGCACGCCCAACAUCACCGAGUCCGUCGUCGAGUUCACGUCGCACAUCCGCUCCACCUACCCCGCCAUCAACGUCAUCUUCGAACCCGAAACCGCAGACGAGCUGCAUGGCCAGCUGCCUUUUCCAGUAUACACAUAUCAGAAGAAGAAUGGUAUACCGCGCCAUCUCUCGGAUAAAACCGACCUGGUCUGCACCCUCGGAGGCGACGGGACACUGUUGAGGGCCAGCAGUCUUUUCAGCCAUUCCGAAAAUGUCCCGCCCGUCUUGAGCUUUGCCAUGGGCACCAUUGGCUUCCUGGGCGAGUUCAAGUUCAAAGAAUACAAGAGGGCCUUUCGCGAGGUCUACAUGAGCGGUGCGCCAGACACGUACGCUACUCUUUCGGAUUCACUGGGCAAGAGCCCGCCAAGCCUGCCUGCAUCGCCCGAUGAUCCACUGGAUAGACCACUGAGCUACGCAGACAUACGCGGCAAGGCAAUGGGAAGUAACAGGACUGCCCGCAUUCUACUGCGCAACAGGCUCAAGGUUGGCGUGUUUGGGCCUGACGGGAAGAGGAUAGGCGGUGCAGCCGAGGGCGAUACCUAUGCGCUCAACGAAGUCACGCUUCACCGCGGCUCCAGUCCACAUCUCAAAAUCAUCGACGUCUACGUAAACAACCGAUUCUUGACAGAGGCAGUCGCCGACGGCAUGAUUAUCAGUUCGCCUACGGGUUCGACCGCAUACUCACUGUCAUCUGGCGGAAGCAUCGUGCACCCCCUUGUUCCAGCCAUAUGCCUCACACCCAUCUGCCCCCGCUCGCUCUCCUUUAGGCCUCUGGUACUACCUGCCGAGACGCCCGUCACGCUGCGGCUAGGCGAGAAGAACAGGGGCAGAGAAGUAGAAGUCAGCAUUGAUGGAAACACCAUUACCGAAAGAUUGGGUACUGGCAUGGAGGUGCGCAUAGGCGGAGAGGAGGUCAAGCGAGAUGCUCGAGGUUGGGAGGGUGGUGUACCCAGCAUUGUCCGUGGUACAACAGGCAAGGAGGAUAUGGCCGAGGACCACUGGGUGGGCGGGCUGAAUGCGCUGUUGAAGUUCAACUAUCCAUUCGGGGACCAGGAUUCUUGACCUUGAACUAUUGUUUCCAAGUCUCCGGAGUGAGACUAGACAUCACUGGCAUGUCACAAGCACGCGCAUAUAAUACUCUCACCAGAGCAUCCACAGCAUCCAUAAAAUCUCAACUUCUA